AUGCCUCCCCGGUGCCAACUACUCUCUGGGCGCAUUUCGACCCAGGGAUUGGUCCUUCGCCCGGCGCAGUCUACACACCGAACCUACGCGACGUCGGAGCCCACUCCCGCAGUGAAGAACCCACUACAGCGACGACGAGGCGGUGAUCUCGGCUCCCAUCUUCCCAAGAACGUCAUCCCGAAAGACGCAUACAUCCCCGCAUACCCCUAUGGCGACCAUCAGCUGUUCAAGCAAGCCAACAAAGGUCUCUACGGCGAGCAGAUGAUUCGCUUCGGCAACAAUGUUUCCAAAGACACCGAAACCAAGACACGACGAAAUUGGAAGCCCAACGUGCUCUCCAAGAGCCUGUACUCGGUCGCAUUGAAGAAGAGGAUAAAGUUGCGCAUCACUGCCAAGGUUCUCAAAACAAUGGAUCGUGAGGGGGGGCUGGACGAAUAUCUGCUCAAGGACAAUGUGGCACGUAUCAAAGAGCUUGGACCUAUGGGAUGGGCACUGCGAUGGACUUUGAUGCAGAAGCCGGAAGUCAUCGAGCGGUUACGAGCAGACGCUGCUGCUCUAGGCCUAGAUCAAGCCACAAUUGACAAGCAAUGGCCUACACCUCAAAUGAUGGCACAGCAAAAGGCUGCUCAGGGUACAUUGAUUCGAGAUGUGAACUCCGGCUUUGUAGAGACAGAAGGGCAGGAGAUGUGGUCUGGAGAGGAGGCCGAAGAUCCAGCAAUGCGAUCGGAACAAGAGAAGAAACUGGAGUCCUACGCCGCCACCGAAUACAUCAAAGCGACCAAGGCAGCAGAACGAUACUUGAGCCGAGGUGUUGUCGACAGCGUAGAGGAGGGCCUCAAGCUAGCUUUCAUACGAGCCAAAGAGCGCGAAGAGGCAGCCGCUCUCCUCAAGCAAAAGUUCAACAGGAAAUACCAAGAAGCAGGCUUCACAAAGGAGGACCUACAGGAAAUUAGGACGAAGUUCAACCUACCCAACAUCAAAGACCACACUGCCAGGAAGAUCGCCUACAACCAACGGAAACGCAAAAUGAUCGACGAAGCUGGUGGCAUCGAAGCUUGGAACGCAGCCAAAGCCGCCGCACACGUUGCCCGUGUACAAGAGGCUGGCGGUGAAGAAGCUUUCCUCGCUCAAAGAAAAGCUGAAUACGCCGCACUUAUAGCAGAAGCCGAGACUGCUUCUACCAACCAGGAUAUGGAUGCCGAACGACGGAGUUAUCUUGAGAUGGCUAUCGAGAAGGCGGAUCGGGCUAUCAAGGCUAAAGCUGGGAGUGGUCAAGACGACUACGUUGAGUCGAUUGUGGAAGAAUUCCGCAAGCAAAGUCCUGGAGGUCUGAGUGAGAUUUACCACGCUUCGCAAUCGGAGAGGAAUGCUGGUGGUGACGCUUGGGGCGCGCUUGUUAAUUCGAGUAAGAAGCCUGCGGAUAGCCAGCCAAGAGUAUAG
Molecule: messenger RNA, 1440 nt
Organism: Alternaria atra
Lineage: Eukaryota; Fungi; Ascomycota; Dothideomycetes; Pleosporales; Pleosporaceae
Exons: 1
Coding region: 1-1440 (479 amino acids)
Cellular component (GO): mitochondrial large ribosomal subunit
Molecular function (GO): structural constituent of ribosome
Source: RefSeq, a predicted model, not a curated record